UAUCUUGAUGAUGGAUCAGAUUGUGAUUUGACAGUUUAACACACAGCAACGUGUUUUUAUUAUCGAAACUCACAAUUUUUAAAUAAUAAUGUGCUCUGAAGAUAAAAAGCCUUUGUUCAGGGAUCUCACUGCUGAAGAUCCAGAUCCUGAAGUGACUGAAAUUGAGUCUUUUUGUUUCAAUUGUCACGCGAAUGGUAAGACUCGGCUCCUUCUAACCCGAAUACCAUUUUACAAGAAUGUCGUGAUAAUGUCGUUUUCCUGCGAAGAGUGUGGAUUUGAGAACAAUGAAAUACAACCUGGUGGGGCGUACGCUGAGCUUGGAGUUCGAUGGAAACUCCGUGUAGAAGAUCCCAUAGACUUAAACAGACAAGUAGUUAAAAGCGACUAUACAACAGUACGUAUACCGGAAUUGGACUUUGAGAUACCAGCGCAGAGUCAGAAGGGAGAAGUAACAACAGUUGAAGGUAUCAUUAGCAGGGCGAUGGCAGGUCUCAGCCAGGAUCAGGAGGUGCGGAGACAGCAACAUCCAGACGCAGCGACCCAGAUCGAUGGGUUUGUUAAGCGUAUGCAGGUCUUGAAAAAUGGCGAGAAACCGUGGGUUCUGGAGUUGGAAGACAUUAGCGGCAAUUGCUUCAUAGAAAAUCCAGAGGCCCCAAAGAAGGACCCUAGGUGCGAGAGGUCUGACUUCAAACGGAGCAAGGAACAGAACAAUACUCUUGGAAUAUACAUGCCGGACGAGCCGCCGCUGUCGGGCGCGCUGUCGCCCUGCGACCCCGAGCUGAACAGCUACGAGCGGCUCCUGGCGGACGAGGUGCUGCAGUUCCGCACCAACUGCCCCGACUGCAACGCGCCCGCCGACACCAACAUGAAGAUCACCAAAAUACCACAUUUCAAGGAAGUGGUCAUCAUGGCGACUCUUUGCGAGGCGUGCGGUCACCGUACUAACGAGGUGAAGUCGGGAGGGGGCGUCGAAGAUCAGGGCGUCAGAUUCGAAGUAAGGAUUGCCAGUAGAGAAGAUUUCUCAAGAGACGUGCUCAAGUCUGAAACCUGCAGCAUGUCAAUACCGGAGCUGGAUUUGGAAGUGGGGGGUCGAGCUCUGGGCGGCAGGUUCUCCACUGCGGAGGGCCUCGUGCGCGCCACGUUGGAUCAGAUCAGAGACGCGCCCACGUUACAGGGGGACGCUCCCAAGCUUGCUAAGGAAAACUUGGAGAGGUUCACGGAGAAGUUACAGGAGGUUUUAGAGGGCAAGCGAGCCAUCACUCUUAUAUUGGACGAUCCAGCCGGGAACUCCUAUGUGCAGAAUUUAAAUGAUGAUCUUUCUACGUUCGAUGAUGGCCUAAAAGUUACUAGAUAUGAAAGAACCUAUGAGCAGAACGAUGAACUCGGCCUCAACGACAUGAAGACUGAAGGUUACGAGGCAGAAAGCUGAAAUUAACGCAUUAAACAAUAACAGGAUUGCCAUACUGUAACAUCAUAGACACUGAUGAUUGAUUUUUCUAAGCAUAGACAAAUUUUCUCCUCCUUUUAUAAUAUCA
This is a messenger RNA of Vanessa tameamea, 1535 nucleotides long. RefSeq names its product zinc finger protein ZPR1 (gene Zpr1). Gene Ontology annotation, molecular function: zinc ion binding. Bases 89 to 1429 code for a protein of 446 amino acids. The transcript is spliced from 11 exons. Gene Ontology annotation, cellular component: nucleus; cytoplasm. Lineage: Eukaryota; Metazoa; Arthropoda; Insecta; Lepidoptera; Nymphalidae. The record is from RefSeq and is a predicted model, not a curated record.